Molecule: messenger RNA, 462 nt
Organism: Paramecium octaurelia
Lineage: Eukaryota; Ciliophora; Oligohymenophorea; Peniculida; Parameciidae
Source: the annotation of a GenBank genome assembly
AUGUUCUCAAUCUUAACGAAUGUUAUCCGACUCAAUUAAAAAUAAUUGUUCUGUUUUGAUAGAAAACUUCACUAUAACUUAUAAAGCAUUAGAAUUAGAUAUGAACUUUGCUUUAAGCACGAAUGUUAGAACUAAACUGUGUUAGAGAGUGAAUACUAAUAAAUGAAAUUAAAUUUAGAAUAUUAUAUCCACACAUUAUAAAUAUUCUUUAAUUUUAUUCAUGUUCCUAAUUUUGAUUUUCAGAACUCUAAAAACAUUACUGGACCUAGGAUUCUCAAGGACAUAAAGUAUAUUAGAUAUAUUAAUUUAUAUAGACUAUCUUAGGUGAGUAUGAUUUAUAUGUUAAAUAAAUAAACAAGUGAUUCAUUAAUAUUUUAUAGUAAAUCAAUAAUAAAUUAAAAAUUAUAUCUGUUUGUAAUUACAAAUAAAAUUAUUGUUUUUAUAAUUAAAUAAUAAAGUUGA